Messenger RNA from Acromyrmex echinatior (Panamanian leafcutter ant), 1704 nucleotides. RefSeq lists its product as uncharacterized. The record is from RefSeq and is a predicted model, not a curated record. Lineage: Eukaryota; Metazoa; Arthropoda; Insecta; Hymenoptera; Formicidae.
CGGUCAGGAGAGGUUAUCAAAAUGGAGUCCUCCACUUCGCGUCCCGCCACCUCCAUUCCGAUUCCUUCUCGAGUUGUUUUGCGCGGCAUCAUUCAGUUUCUUUUUGCUCAAGAUUUUAAAUCGGUUGAUAUUCACAAACAGCUUGUUUCUGUAUAUGGAGAGAGUGUGAUGAGUGAAUCUAUGGUGCGGAGAUGGGUCCGAGAAUUUAAGGCAGGAAGACAUUCGCUUGAAGACGAAAGUGGGAGAGGCAGACCCUCCCUUAUCACGGAUGAGUUGACGACAAAAAUUGAAAAUGCGAUUCGCAAUGAUCGUCGUUUAACUUUAGAUGAACUCCACAACCUUUUUCCAGAGAUAUCCCGAAGUCUUAUCCAUGAGAUCGUUUCAGAAAAACUCGAAUUUCGCAAGGUUUGCGCCCGUUGGGUUCCCAGAGAACUGACUCCUCUACACAAGGCCACACGAGUGACUGCAGUCACUGGAGACGAGACCUGGGUCGCCCAUUACACACCAGAAAACAAAAGACAGUCAAUGCAAUGGAAGCACACCUAUUCUCCAACUGCAAAGAAGUUCAAAGUGGUCAAGUCCGUCAAAAAAAUCAUGGUUUCUCUCUUCUGGGACCAAAAAGGAAUUCUGAUUGAUUUUUUGCCUCAAGGAGCAACAAUAAAUGCGGAGCGCUAUUGUGAAACUUUGAAAAAGCUGCGUCGGGCCAUUCAGAACAAAAGAAGGGGGAUGUUGACGGCAGGUGUGUCCCUUCUUCACGACAAUGCUCGGCCGCACGUCGCUGCUUCAACAACUGCACUUUUGAAUCAGUUUAGUUGGGAUGUUUUGACCCACCCACCGUAUAGCCCGGAUCUAGCACCAUCGGACUACCAUCUUUUUACGAAACUGAAGGAGUCCUUGGCCGGAAAACGCUUCCAAAGCGACGAGGAAGUUCAGACAGCUUUUUACGGUUUGGAGAAGCGAUUGGCCAAAGGUGAUCGAAGUAUUAAUCUAUUGGAUGCUGCGUAUCGUAAACAUGACAUAACGUAUUCGCACAGCAAAGAUUUUGCUAAACGACACGCGGCUGACAAUAUACUCGCUGAGAAGGUGCGCAAACGCAUUAUCGCGAGAGAUUCGACUUUCGAAAAGAGAGCCGCUGCCACAGCCGUUUGGGCAGAUAUGAAAGUCAAAACGAAUCAAGGUAUCUUUAUUACAUCACCGGUCGAAGGAGCACGUCGAAACAAGAGCGGUAUCGUAAAUCUGGACAAUGUCGAGGGAUCUGCCAAUGUAAAUUCGUCAAACAACAAGUUUGACUAUAACAACGAGGAAAUUGUCAUUUCCGAAGGAUCGCGAUAUAGAGCAGUUCGUACGAAGCGCAAAAUUUUAUAUUCUCACAAUGCGAAACGCAAAGAGGACGAAGAGUUCCCGCUGGUGAUUCGUGCCAACAACAAUACGAUGAGAAGCGAGAUCAAUCGCCUAUCGGAUAAAUUUAAAAAACUUCGCAGCAUUGGCUUGCUGCUGGGAUUUUCGUUGAAUCGCAUGCUGGAGCGCAGUAGCACAAAGAUUGACUGCAACAGAAACGUUGCAGUUACUAGUACCGUCAAGAAUUACGUGUCGAUGACGUACGACAAAGCUUUGAUAGCGCUGAACACUGAAUGGAACUCUAAAUCUGACAUGGAGGAAGAACACUUUAAUUUUUGCAUUCAACAAGCUGUUGAGCUUUUGUGA